Messenger RNA from Prunus avium (sweet cherry), 1239 nucleotides. Lineage: Eukaryota; Viridiplantae; Streptophyta; Magnoliopsida; Rosales; Rosaceae. The record is from RefSeq and is a predicted model, not a curated record.
UUUAUGUGAAAAAAUAGAACAGAAUUUACACAAUCCCGAAUUUGAUUUGCGUCAAUCCAAAACCCUAGGGUUUUCCAUCGUCUCUUCUUCAGUGUCCAAAAACCCCCAAGCCUUGGGCGCGGAGGACUGCAGAGCCCAUCACAAUGUCGAUGUCGAAGAGCUCCAAGAUGCUGCAAUUCAUAAACUACCGAAUGCGAGUGACGAUCCAAGACGGUCGGCAGCUCGUCGGCAAGUUCAUGGCCUUCGAUCGCCACAUGAACCUCGUCCUCGGCGACUGCGAGGAGUUUCGCAAGCUCCCGCCAUUGAAGGGCAAGAAGAGCAACGAGGAACGCGACGACCGUCGAACCCUAGGCCUCGUCCUCCUCCGCGGCGAAGAGGUGAUCUCCAUGACCGUCGAGGGCCCACCUCCUCAGGAAGAGUCACGUGCCAAGGCCGCCAGCGCCGCCGCUUUGGCUGGCCCCGGUUUGGGCCGGGCCGCCGGUCGAGGUAUCCCCACUGCUCCACUGGCCCAGGCACAGCCCGGUCUCUCCGGCCCGGCUCGAGGCGUGGGUGGGCCUGCCCCCGGCAUGAUGCAGCCGCAGAUUUCACGCCCUCCUGUUCCGAACCUCUCUGCGCCGCCUAUGUCGUACCCGGCUGCUCCGGUGAUUCGUCCGCCUGGGCAGAUGCCUGGAUAUCCCGGUCAGGGCCCACCACAGAUGGCGCGGGGUCCACCGCCUGGUGUGCCGCCUCCACAGUUUCCGAGGCCUGGUGGCCCACCUCCGCAAUUCCAGGGCCCACCUCAGAUGCAGUUUGGGCAGAGGCCAAUGGGUCCUCCGCCGCCUGGGCAGAUGAUGAGGGGCCCACCUCCUCCGCCUCGACCCGGCAUGCCUGGUCCACCACCGCAUCGUCCUGGGAUGCCUCCUCCACCUGGUGGUCAAGUUCCUGUGUUUGGACCCCCUCGUCCUGGAAUGCCACCUCCACCCAACCCUCAGAACCAGCAACAAAAUCAGCAGCAGCAGUGAUUGGCAUGUCACAGGGUGUGCUCUUAAUGUUUUCUUAGGGCUGGUGGUUGCAUAGAGUAUCAGUUUUCUGAACGGGUUUGAGCCUGCGCGAGAUUUCCUCUUGUACCUUGGGAGUUCUGUAGCUGUUACUGUUAUGAUGUGCUAAAGCAUUGACCUGGAUAUUUGUACAAUCUGACUGCUACAAUUCUAUCAAUUCGGUUUUGUCAAUUACUAAUUUACUAUUGAAAUUUGAAACGCA